Messenger RNA from Staurois parvus, 968 nucleotides. The record is from the annotation of a GenBank genome assembly. Lineage: Eukaryota; Metazoa; Chordata; Amphibia; Anura; Ranidae.
GGGGAGGAAACUUGGCACCAGAACGUCUGGAGAAGUCUGGAGAUCAUAUGACAUCACAUUGCCUCCACCUCCCUCCCUGAUAGAAGAGAGAAAGAAGAAGAAGAUUCUAGAAGUCACCAGAGAGAUCACUGAGCUGCUGACAGGAGAGGUUCCUAUAAGGUGUCAGGGUGUCACUGUCUAUUUCUCCAUGGAGGAGUGGGAGUAUUUAGAAGGACACAAGGAUCUCUACAAGGACGUCAUGAUGGACAAUCAGCCGCCCCUCACAUCACCGGAUGGAUCCAGUCAUGGGAACCCACCAGAGAGAUGUCCCCGUCCUCUGUAUUCCCGGGAUUCCACACAGGAAGGUCACACCAUGCCUCACCAUCAUCAGAAUGGAAACCUGAGAGAUCCUAAAGUUGAGGUUAAAGAAGAGAUAAAAGAGGAAGGAGGAUGAGGAUGGGGGGAUGGAGGAGUCAGAGAUUGCAGAAGAACACAAAGAUCUGUACCAGGACACCAUGGUGGAGUCAUCCAGCUACAGGAACCCACCAGAGAGAUGUCCCCGUUCUCUGUAUUCCCGGGAUUCCACACAGGAAGGUCACACCAUCCCUCACCAUCAUCAGAGUGGAAUCCUCGGGGAUGAUAAUAUUGAUGUUAAAGAAGAGUAUAAAGAGGAGGAUGAGGAGUAUGGAGUGAUGGAGGAGUUUUCAGAAGGACACAAGGAUAUGAUGGAGCCACCUAAUACCAGGAACCCACCAGAGAGAUGUCCCCGUCCUCUGUAUUCCCGGGAUUCCACACAGGAAGGUCACACCAUCCCUCACUAUUACAAGGGUGAAGAUCUGAUAGAUAUAAAAGUUGAGGUGAAAUCAGAAGAAGAAGAGGCGUAUGUGAGGGAUGAUCAGCAGUCUAUGGAGGAGGAUGGAAUAACGGGGACAUUUAUAGAGGAGGACACUCCUACAGAGAUCAGCACAGGUGGGUCAUGAACACUAAAU